AUGAAAAUAUACAGGAGCAAAGUGAUAGCAAUACAUGGGGACCCGGAAGUGGGAGUUGCAGAAGAAACGGUAACAGGCGGCGAUUUUGAUAAUAUGCACGCUACAGUUGUUGAUGCUGAGCCGUUACCUGGAUCAAUAAAAGCCGUUUCUCAGAAAAUGAGCCCGUCUGUUUCAAAAAAAAGGAAAGUUCCCAGGACAGAAAAGAACCCAAAGCCACCAUCCAAGGCAGAACCACAAGGGGUAACAACAACAACAACAGCAGCAACAUCAUCUUGUGUACUUGCACCCAUUUCUUCCUCAUCAUCUGCAGCUUCAUCAAUAUCAAGCCAGUAUUUAGAAACCCUCGAAAGGAUCCUACGGGAGGCUCAGCAAAGAGAGAGGGAGAUUACAGAAAAUUUCCAGGCCAAAAUAGCAGUGGCGCAUGCGCAGAAGGAAGCAGAGAUGGAACAGCUUGCACGUGAUGUUGCAGAACAGGUGGCGCAUGCGGGUGCACAGAUGCAGUGA
Pichia kudriavzevii is the source of this 504-nucleotide messenger RNA. RefSeq lists its product as uncharacterized. Lineage: Eukaryota; Fungi; Ascomycota; Pichiomycetes; Pichiales; Pichiaceae. The transcript has a single exon. Bases 1 to 504 code for a protein of 167 amino acids. The record is from RefSeq and is a predicted model, not a curated record.